CGACGUUAUUGAAUCGCCAUUUUAGAAAGAAGGAGAGCUGUUUGGAACAACAGCAGUCAGUUAGCUACGUGCUUCAACGUUAUAGUACAUAUUUUUAUUUUAUCCAGUGUUCCUACAACGCAGAAAUGUCUCGGGACAGAUUUAACCUUAACGUUAGAGGAAAUAAUCGUGGAGUUGGAUUUCAACGCCGGGGAGGUGCUGGCCCGAUGCGAGGUGGAAUGGGUAACAUGAAUAAUUUCAGACAAAACCAACACCCUUUUCAAAGAGGGCCUCAUCCCGGUAACUUUGGAAAACCACCCAACCAGAUACCUCAGAUAACCCCUCAGAAGCCACCCGCACCAACUCUUUCCCAGCCAGGCGCUCAAGCGAUUCGGCCACCACCUACUCCUGGCCCUGCGCUAACCAUGAAGGGCCCCAUACAGCAACAGCAGGCCGCUGCCACAGUAGCUCCGGCCGCGGCAGCAACUCCGACGGCCGCAGCAGCAGCAACUCCGAAGGCCGCAGCAGCAGCAACACCGAUGCCCGCACCUCCCGCGGCCGCAGCAACAGCGCCUGCGGCUCAACAAAAAAUGCAGUCCCCACCUCCGAAGCCUGUUCCUCCGAAACCCGCACUUUCAUCUCCCCCACCAAACCAAAUUAAAAAACCCGCUCUCUCAUCUCCCCCACCAAACCAGAUGAAUAGGAACCAGCAAAGACCAGGACCCGGCAACGCCAAUGGGAAUGGGAAUAAAUCUGCACCCGCGAACAAAAAACCUGAACCUCAAACGCAGAAGAACACUUCAAAUGAGGCCGAGGAAGCCCACCCCCCCAAUGAGUUGAGAGCGACAUUGUCCUCGUUGCGCAGACCUGGCGAGAAGACAUACACUCAACGAUGCCGCCUUUUCAUUGGAAACCUUCCCAACGAUAUCUCAGAUGACACAUUCAAGAAGCUGUUUGCAAAGUAUGGCGAGCCCAGUGAGAUUUUCAUCAACAAAAACAAAGGCUUUGGCUUCAUACGCCUUGAAUCCCGUGCAUUGGCUGAGAUAGCUAAAGCUGAGCUGGAUGAUGUACCCAUGAAAGGCAGACCGCUUCGGGUGCGCUUUGCAACUCACUCGGCUGCACUGUCUGUGAAGAAUUUAUCACCUUUUGUUUCCAAUGAGCUACUGGAGGAGGCCUUUUCCCAGUUUGGAGUGGUGGAGAGGGCUGUGGUAAUUGUAGAUGAUCGCGGGCGCUCCACUGGCAAGGGCAUUGUCGAAUUUGCCUCUAAACCUGCUGCACGAAAGGCACUAGAUCGUUGCAAUGAUGGAGUCUUCUUGCUCACCACGUCACCUCGUCCAAUUGUCGUUGAGCCCCUUGAACAAUACGAUGAUGAGGAUGGUCUGCCAGAAAAACUGGCACAGAAGAAUCACAACUAUCAUAAGGAGCGGGAGGAGCCUCCCAGGUUUGCCCGUCCUGGCACUUUUGAGUUUGAGUACUCUAAGCGUUGGAAGUCCCUGGACGACAUGGAGAAGCAGCAGCGCCAGCAAGUGGAGAAGAACAUCCGCGAAGCCCGUGAGAAACUGGAGGGCGAGAUGGACGAUGCUUUCCAUGUGCACCAGGCCAACAUGAUCCGCCAAGAUCUGCUGAGGCGUGAGGAGGAGCUACGACGCAUGGAGGAGAUGCACAGUGCGGAGAUGCAGAAGAGGAAAGAGAUGCAGCUCAGGCAGGAGGAGGAACGUCGCAUACGUGAGGAGGAGACGCUCCGCCAGAGGGAGAUUGAGGAGCAAAUCCGGCGCAAGCGGGAGGAGGCCUACAGAAGUGGGAACUUCAUGGACAAUAGGGAUAUGAGAUUGACUCAGGGUGGUGCCAUGGGCAUGGCUGACAAUCAAUUUGGCUCACCCAACCAGAAGUUCCCCAUGGGACUCCAAGGCAUGGGUGGACCUAACGCUGGGGGAGCCAUGAUGCCCAAUGAAAUGGUGCCUCGAGUGAUUGUAGGAGGCUGAGGAGCUGCUUCUGGUUUAACAUAUGGUUAACUGAAGAGACUGAUGUCUGUUCAAACCUGUGCAGGGGCGCCUCUGGUCCAUCCUAAAACAAGGAUAUGGUCUAUCCUAAAGCAAGGAAAUGGAUCUGCAGGUUGGUUGAACUAUUCUCAAACACAUUAGUUUAAAUAGUGUGGUUGCUUGUUCUUGAAUGGCGCAGUGGUCAAAAGCACUGCACCGCAGUGCUGAGGCACCACUCUACAGCCUGAGGUUUGAUCUCAUGCUGUGUCACAACCGGCUGUGACCGGGAGCCCCAUAGGACUGCGCACAAUUGGCCCAACGCCGUCCGUGGUAGGGGAGGGUUUGGAUGGUGGGGUUCUCCUUGACUCAUUGUGCUCUAGUGACAAGCUGACUCUGGUUUUCAGUCUAACAGUUUUUCCUCCCACACAUUGAGGCUGACAUCUGGGUUAAGCGAGCAGUGUGUUAAGUAGGGGGCCGGGCGGGUCAUGUCUCGGAGGACGCAUGGCUCGACCUUUGCCUCUUCCGAGCCCAUUGAGAAGUUGCAGAGAUGAGCCAAGGGAGGUAAUUCGGGGAGAAAGAAAAUGUUUAACCCAGUUAUUUUAUUUUUGCUUGUGGCCAUGGACGGGCCUGGUUAGUGCUGGGACGGGAGACGGCCUUGGAAAACUAGGUGGUUGCGCUGUUAUUGCUUGAUUUCAUGUUUGUCGAUCAUUUCCAAUGGAUGACGUUAUUUGUAGCGACUCAAUAUAUGUUACAUUUUUUCUCCCAUAAGAACCAGGCGGACGUGAAGUGUGAUGCCGCCCCAGCAUCCAACCAGCAGAAAAGCUAGAAGUUCAACAGGAGACUCUUAAAAAAAAAAAUUUUAAAUGUAUUUUUCUACACAAAAUUGCAAUAAAAGGUUCAACUUGGA
This is a messenger RNA of Oncorhynchus mykiss (rainbow trout), 2865 nucleotides long. The record is from RefSeq and is a predicted model, not a curated record. Lineage: Eukaryota; Metazoa; Chordata; Actinopteri; Salmoniformes; Salmonidae.